AUGGCCGAACAGGAGCUUCAACCCGCAAUCCUGAUCGUAUCAGACACUGCCUCUCAGCAUCCAUCGACAGAUAAGGUCGUCGAUGCUCUUACGCCCGUGUUACUAUCCAAAGAAUCAAAUUGGAAGGCGCCAUUCGUCAAUAUUGUUCCCGACAAUAUCAGCGAUAUAGAGAAGAGUAUAUGCGACUGGACAGAUGGGCAAGACGCUGUAAAUUUAGUACUUCUGAGCGGUGGGACUGGCUUUACUGCGCGAGAUAAUACGCCAGAGGCAGUAACGCCUCUUCUCCACCGCCACGCCCCUGGGCUUGUACAUGCCAUGCUUGACGCCUCAUUGAAGAUUACCCCAUUCGCAAUGAUGUCGCGACCCGUCGCAGGGGUCCGAAACGGGACAUUGAUGAUCACACUCCCCGGAUCGCCAAAAGGCGCGAAAGAAAAUCUCGAGGCUAUUGUGAAACUGCUCCCACACGCAUGCAUCCAAGCAGCAGGAGCAAACUCCAGAGUACUUCACGAAGAGGGUAUAGAGAAGCUAGAAGCAGAAGCAGGGAUAUCUUCUGAAAGCGACGCAGAAACCAAAGUGAACUAUCUUGACCGUGGGCUCAGGCUUGAGCAUGGCGGUUGCGGGCACAGUCGCCGUCGUGGGAACAGGACAGCAAAGUCGAACGACACCAGCACAGGACCAAGUCGACGGAAUCGCUUGUCGCCUUACCCGAUGUUGUCGGUGGAUGAAGCGCUCUGGCGUAUUAAUCAUCAUACGCCGGAUCCUGUCGCCGUCAAGGCUCCUGUGACACCUGCGUUGACUGGGUCGGUGAUUGCUGAGGAUGUGUAUGCCAAGGAGGCAGUACCGGCUUAUCGUGCGAGUACUGUUGAUGGAUAUGCUGUCAUCAUACCGGAUCCACUCGAUGGCGGUAUCAGUUCGACAUCCAAAGGGACUAAGGGCAUUUUCCCGGUGGUCUCUAUAGCUCAUGCCAACGCAGGGGGUACUGUGCCACCGCUAGAGCGAGGGACUAUCUCCCGGAUUACGACUGGUGCUCCACUUCCGCCCAAUGCAAAUGCCGUAGUUAUGGUUGAAGACACGGUCUUGCAUUCAUCGACACCAGAUGGUACUGAAGAGGCCACGGUGGAAAUCCUAACUGAUGAUAUCAAAGCGAAUCAGAACGUUCGGCAGCCCGGUAGUGAUAUCGAACUAGGGUCUAGAAUCCUCCGAAAAGGUGAUAUCAUUACCCCUGUUGGUGGUGAAAUGGGUCUCCUUGCCGCAACAGGAACAAGCACAGUAAAAGUAUAUAUGAAGCCCUGCAUAGGUGUGAUGAGUACAGGAGAUGAGCUAGUUGCACAUGAUGAUCCUCGACGACUCCAUGGCGGCCAAAUCCGUGAUUCUAAUCGAUUGUCCAUACUUGCCUGUCUGGCGUCUUGGGGUCUUCCAACGGUUGACUUGGGUAUUGCUCCCGACACACCUAGUGGCGAGCUAGAAAGACGGCUUCGAGACGCAAUUAAUGGGGAAGAAAAGGGAAACGUUGAUGUAAUAAUCACAACAGGUGGCGUCUCAAUGGGUGAAUUGGAUCUCCUAAAGCCCACCAUUGAACGUUCCUUAGGCGGCACAGUGCAUUUUGGUCGCGUCUCCAUGAAACCCGGAAAGCCGACUACUUUUGCCAGUAUUCCUGUCCAGCGACCAACCUCUGAGACGGGCGAUGGACAGACAACAUGGGGCAAGAAACUUAUCUUCUCACUUCCCGGAAACCCAGCGUCGGCUCUGGUCAGCUUGCAUCUGUUUGUGCUACCCUGUCUGCACAAGCUGGUCGGAAUAGGUCAAGGGCGGCUUUGUUCUGGAGCAGGCCCGAUACCUGGACUGCCGAUUGUGACGGUGACAUUACUGCAUCAACUACCCUUAAAUCAUGAGCGUACCGAGUAUCAUUGCGCUAUUGUCCAGGCCUCGCAAGCCGGCGGGCUGUUGUACGCUUCUAGUACUGGAAUUGGAGCAGCAGGGCAACGGAGUUCAAGAGUUGGGAACCUUGCUUAUGCAAAUGCUCUUCUGGUAUUGAAGCCUGGGCAGGGACAUGUCGAGAAAGGGGCGUUGGUACAGGCGUUAAUAAUGGGUCCAAUUCGGUCUGGGGUAUGA
Messenger RNA from Aspergillus alliaceus, 2112 nucleotides. Its product is annotated as bifunctional molybdopterin adenylyltransferase MobB/molybdopterin molybdotransferase MoeA family protein. Gene Ontology annotation, molecular function: molybdopterin molybdotransferase activity. The transcript is spliced from 4 exons. Gene Ontology annotation, biological process: Mo-molybdopterin cofactor biosynthetic process; molybdenum incorporation into molybdenum-molybdopterin complex. NCBI's taxonomy places the organism in Eukaryota, Fungi, Ascomycota, Eurotiomycetes, Eurotiales, Aspergillaceae. Gene Ontology annotation, cellular component: cytosol; cytoplasm. Bases 1 to 2112 code for a protein of 703 amino acids. The record is from RefSeq and is a predicted model, not a curated record.